AUGCCUCGCGAUUUGCAAAAUAGCUUGUUGUUCGAAGUGGCCACGGAAGUGGCCAACCGAGUUGGUGGUAUUUACAGUGUUUUGAAAUCCAAGGCUCCCGUUACUGUGGCCCAAUAUAAAGACAAUUAUACGUUAAUAGGUCCAUUGAACAGAGCUACGUAUCAAGGUGAAGUAGAACCAAUUGAUUGGAGUUCGCGAGAGGCAUUUAGUGAUGAAUUACGACCAAUUCAGAAUGUUUUACAAUCAAUGACCUCUCGUGGGGUCAGGUUCGUUUAUGGUAGAUGGUUAAUUGAUGGUUCUCCUCGUGUUUUGCUAUUUGAGCUGGACUCGGUAGCUGGAUAUUUGAAUGAAUGGAAAGGUGACCUGUGGUCAUUGGUUGGGAUUCCUUCACCGGAACACGAUCCGGAGACUAAUGAUGCAAUUAUGCUAGGUUAUACCGUUGCUUGGUUCUUGGGAGAAUUGGCUCAUUUGGAUCACCAGCAUGCUAUUAUUGCUCACUUUCAUGAAUGGUUGGCAGGUGUUGCUUUGCCGUUGUGCCGUAAGAGGCGUAUCGAUGUAGUGACAAUUUUUACUACUCAUGCAACUUUGCUGGGUAGAUAUUUGUGUGCUGCUGGUAACGUUGAUUUUUAUAACGAUUUGGCCAAGUUUGAUGUGGAUGCAGAAGCAGGGAAACGUGGCAUCUAUCACCGUUACUGUAUCGAACGUGCAGCAGCUCAUACCGCUGAUGUUUUCACUACAGUGUCACAAAUAACAGCACUGGAGGCUGAACACUUGUUAAAGAGGAAGCCAGACGGGAUCCUGCCCAAUGGGUUGAAUGUGGUUAAGUUUCAGGCAGUUCACGAAUUCCAGAAUCUACAUGCAUUGAAGAAGGAAAAGAUUAACGAAUUUGUCAGAGGGCAUUUCCAUGGUAGUUUCGAUUUCGAUCUCGAUAAUACUUUGUAUUUCUUCACAGCCGGUAGAUAUGAGUACAAGAAUAAAGGUGCUGAUAUGUUUAUUGAAGCAUUGGCACGUUUAAACUAUAGGAUGAAAGUUUCGGGUUCAAAGAAAACCGUUGUUGCAUUUAUCAUCAUGCCCGCCAAGAAUAAAUCGUUCACGGUCGAAGCAUUGAGAAGUCAAGCGGUGGUCAAAGCCCUGGAGAACUCCGUUAACGAGGUAACCAGUUUGGUUGGGAAAAGAAUCUUUGAACAUGCAAUGAGAUACCCUCAUAUGGGUGUGCAUCAAGAAAUACCUACUGAUUUGGAUGAGCUGUUGAAAAGCUCCGAUAGAGUGCUGUUGAAGAAACGUGUGCUUGCAUUAAGAAGACCCGAUGGUGAAUUACCACCUGUGGUCACCCAUAACAUGGUCGAUGACGCAAAUGAUCCAAUCUUAAACCAAAUCAGGCACGUUCAAUUGUUCAAUCAUCCAUCAGACCCAGUCAAGAUCAUUUUCCACCCAGAAUUCUUGUCUGCCAAUAACCCGAUCCUCGGUCUGGAUUAUGACGAAUUCGUCCGUGGUUGUCAUUUGGGUGUGUUCCCUUCAUAUUACGAACCCUGGGGGUACACUCCUGCAGAGUGUACCGUGAUGGGGGUUCCUUCCAUUACCACCAACUUAUCUGGUUUCGGCGCCUACAUGGAAGACCUAAUUGAAACUGACCAGGCCAAAGAUUAUGGUAUUUACAUCGUGGAUCGUCGUUUCAAAGCUUUAGACGAGUCCGUCGAGCAAUUAGUUGAUGACAUGGAAGAAUUUGUCAAGAAGAACAGAAGACAAAGAAUCAAUCAGAGAAACAGAACGGAAAGAUUAUCCGACUUACUGGAUUGGAGACGUAUGGGCCUCGAAUACGUAAAGGCCAGACAACUCGCCUUGCGUAGAGCUUAUCCAGAUCUUUUCAAACAAUUGGUAGGUGAAGAAUUGAAUGAUACCAACAUGGACACUUUAGCCGGUGGUAAAAAAAUGAAAAUUGCAAGACCAUUGAGUGUACCCGGAUCACCACGUGAGUCUAGAGCUAAUAGCACCGUUUACAUGACUCCCGGUGACCUAGGGACCCUGCAAGAUGCCAAUAACGCAGACGAUUAUUUCAGCCUGGGAGCUGGCAAUGAUGACGACGACGACGAUUUCGACGAUAACGUCUAA
Torulaspora delbrueckii is the source of this 2109-nucleotide messenger RNA. RefSeq lists its product as uncharacterized. Gene Ontology annotation, biological process: glycogen biosynthetic process. Lineage: Eukaryota; Fungi; Ascomycota; Saccharomycetes; Saccharomycetales; Saccharomycetaceae. Gene Ontology annotation, molecular function: alpha-1,4-glucan glucosyltransferase (UDP-glucose donor) activity. The transcript has a single exon. The record is from RefSeq and is a predicted model, not a curated record. Bases 1 to 2109 code for a protein of 702 amino acids. Gene Ontology annotation, cellular component: cytoplasm.